This is a messenger RNA of Sciurus carolinensis (gray squirrel), 1884 nucleotides long. RefSeq names its product BCL2 interacting protein 2 (gene Bnip2). Gene Ontology annotation, biological process: apoptotic process. The record is from RefSeq and is a predicted model, not a curated record. The transcript is spliced from 13 exons. Gene Ontology annotation, cellular component: cytoplasm. Lineage: Eukaryota; Metazoa; Chordata; Mammalia; Rodentia; Sciuridae. Bases 339 to 1340 code for a protein of 333 amino acids.
CUCACUGCGUCCGGGUCACCUCCUGCCGCUUCCACAGCUGCAGCCGGGCAGCUGGGCUCGGGUCUCUACUGCUGACCGAGGGGAGCGGGCUCCGCUCGGCGCCGCCUUCUGCGACCUGGCAGUCAGCCCCACGUCGCCGGUCUGGAGGGGCGAAGAGGACGAGGGGGCCAAGGCUUCCUCCGGGCUGUUUGGUGAUAAAGUGCUUCCAAGAACAGUACUCUGAAUUGUUGAAAUUGUUUUUAUCUACCUAGUGUACUGUUCCUAAAGUUUUUGUUGAAAAGGACAUUGGCUCUCUGGAUUAUCAGGAAUCAGUAGUUGACAUUGAAUCCAGGCUGAGAAUGGAAGGUGUAGAACUGAAAGAAGAAUGGCAAGAUGAAGAUUUUCCAAUACCUUUACCAGAAGAUGAUAGUGUUGAAGCAGAUAUUCUAGAUGUACCUGGACCAGAGAACCAGCCUGGCUUACUAGAAGUUAAUGGAAAUAAAGUAAGAAAGAAACUAAUGGCUCCAGAGAUUAGCUUGACACUGGAUCCUAGUGAUGGCUCUUUGUUGUCAGAUGAUUUGGAUGAAAGUGGGGAGAUUGACUUGGAUGGUUUAGACACACCAUCAGAGAACAGUAAUGAGUUUGAAUGGGAAGAUGAUCUUCCAAAACCCAAAACUACAGAAGUAAUUAGGAAAGGCUCAAUCACUGAAUAUUCAGCAACAGAAGAAAAAGAAGAUGGACGACGCUGGCGUAUGUUCAGGAUUGGUGAACAGGACCACAGGGUUGAUAUGAAGGCAAUUGAACCCUAUAAAAAAGUUAUCAGCCAUGGAGGAUAUUAUGGGGAUGGAUUAAAUGCCAUUGUUGUGUUUGCUGUCUGUUUUAUGCCUGAAAGUGGUCAACCUAACUAUAGAUACCUGAUGGACAAUCUCUUUAAGUAUGUUAUUGGCACUUUGGAGCUAUUAGUAGCAGAAAACUACAUGAUAGUUUAUUUAAAUGGUGCAACAACUCGAAGAAAAAUGCCCAGUCUGGGAUGGCUCAGAAAAUGUUAUCAGCAAAUUGAUAGGAGGUUACGGAAAAACCUAAAAUCCCUAAUCAUUGUGCAUCCUUCUUGGUUUAUCAGAACACUCCUGGCUGUUACAAGACCAUUUAUUAGCUCAAAAUUCAGCCAAAAAAUUAGAUACGUCUUUAAUUUGGCAGAACUAGCGGAACUUGUUCCCAUGGAAUAUGUUGGCAUACCAGAAUGCAUAAAACAGUAUGAAGAAGAAAAGUUUAAAAAGAAACAAAAAAGAGUUGAUCAGGAGCUUAAUGGAAAACAAGAUGAACCAAAAAGUGAACAUCCUAAACUUGGCAUGCUGACUUAAGUCCAGUUAUGGGAGAUGCUGGAGGAUUCCUUGGAUGAAGCAUUCUUCAGCAGCCUUUUGACUUGGAUCCAGCAGCUCUAGGCAAUCCUGUACUAAUGUCAUUACAAUGAGUUAAGCCAAAACCAUUAUUCUUGCUGAAAUCUUAGACACACUUUGCGUUGAAGAAAUAAACUAACCGUAACUACUCAGGCAUUCCUUCAGAAUGUACCAUAUGGGGAUUAUGAAUAAAGAUGUUGGAUUUAAUUGUGGUUAGAUAAUAUUUGUAGAUGAUUUCAAGUAGUCUUUCAUCAGUAUGUCUUUAUCUUCUCAAAAUGGACUGAGCUUUUUAAUAGAUGGUUUUGCACCACAUUAAGUAUUUGGCUCUUCGGUUUCAAAAAUUACAAAGAAUAAUAUUUAUUCAAUUCUUUUCUUGUGUUUAUUAAAUUUUGUUUUUGCAGAAGUUAUUCCUAAAUAUAUAUUGUUGCAAAAUGGUCUUUUUAAUUUUUUUAAAAAACAGAAAUAGCCUGUAUUCUGUCAGAACAUUAAAUUUCAGAGGGAACCAUGA